AUGGUGCGCGCUGAAGUGUUCUACGACACCGUGCAGAGUGGGGGCCGAAAGACCUCGACACUGCUCGUGUCAGCGGCGGCUUGCCCACGGAGUCAGGUUUGGCCUCAUUUCCUGGACACGCCACAAAUCCGCCUCGAGGCACGCAACAGAGCCUUCGCAGACUUUUCAAGCUUCCUCGAGAACAAGGAUCUAGCGAAGCAAGCAGGUCACGAUGCCGAUAGUGCACUGGACUUAGCGUACAACGCGGAGAUUCAAACAUUUCGCGCAGACGAGAAGGUAGAGGACUCUGAGGAGCAGGUCGAGGCGGCUGAGGGAUGGGAGGAGUACGAGCUGUCCUUGCUUGCUCUUCUGGCUCUGACGAUGGUGGGGACAGCCGGAUGGCUGUACAAUCAGUAUCAGAGAUGGCUCGGUCUCAAGAAGGCAAUGGCGGAACAUCACAACAGGCAGUGA
Messenger RNA from Symbiodinium sp. CCMP2592, 450 nucleotides. Lineage: Eukaryota; Dinophyceae; Suessiales; Symbiodiniaceae. The record is from the annotation of a GenBank genome assembly.